AUGCCACCAAAGACAGGACGGGGCCGGAAGGCAGUCAGCGCUGGAAGACCUCGAAAAGACGAAUCUGGCCCCUCAGACGCACCUGCGACUGCAUCACCUUCGACCCGAGGCCAGCGCAAGUCAAGCGGAGCGACAAGGGGGGGCAAGCGACCGGCCGGCGCACCGAGAAAAUCAGACGUUCAACCUGGAGACCCAACCCCUCAAGGUCGCCCACGCCGAUACCGACCGGGAACGGUUGCCCUGAAAGAGAUCCGCAAAUAUCAGCGCUCGUACGAUCUGCUCAUCCAAAAGUUACCCUUUGCGCGACUCGUCCGCGAGGUCGCCUUGGACCUCCUCCCCACCGAGGUCGGCGCCCAAUUGCGAUGGCAGUCGCAUGCAAUCCAAGCGCUCCAGGAAGCUGCUGAAGCUUUCCUGGUCCAUCUGUUCGAGGACACCAAUCUCUGCGCCAUCCAUGCUAAGCGCGUAACAAUCAUGCAGAAAGAUAUUCAGCUUGCUCGAAGAAUUCGCGGUGCUUGGGGUGGCCUGGGUUGA
This is a messenger RNA of Aspergillus clavatus NRRL 1, 531 nucleotides long. Its product is annotated as putative histone H3 variant. NCBI's taxonomy places the organism in Eukaryota, Fungi, Ascomycota, Eurotiomycetes, Eurotiales, Aspergillaceae. The record is from RefSeq and is a predicted model, not a curated record. Gene Ontology annotation, cellular component: nucleosome. Gene Ontology annotation, molecular function: protein heterodimerization activity; DNA binding; structural constituent of chromatin. The transcript has 2 exons. The coding region runs from base 1 to 531 and encodes 176 amino acids.